Neoarius graeffei (lesser salmon catfish) is the source of this 676-nucleotide messenger RNA. It is a transcript of the gene mrps28, whose product is annotated as mitochondrial ribosomal protein S28. The record is from RefSeq and is a predicted model, not a curated record. Gene Ontology annotation, cellular component: mitochondrial small ribosomal subunit. The transcript has 2 exons. Bases 38 to 598 code for a protein of 186 amino acids. NCBI's taxonomy places the organism in Eukaryota, Metazoa, Chordata, Actinopteri, Siluriformes, Ariidae.
CGAAUAUUUUGCGGUUUGAGAGUGGUUCCGUUCCAAAAUGGCGUCUCUGUACAAGGUUGUAAGCAGCGCGAGAUGCAGAGGAACGUGUUUAUUAACAAAAGCUGAGGUUUUCCCAGGGAGCAGAUUUUGCAGCAGUGGUGAUGGAGGGAUUUCUGCAGGAGGAGGAGAAGAGAAACAGAAAAGUGGCUUUGCUGCUGCUUAUGAGCUUCACUCUGAGCUAAAACAGCAGCAGGACAGCACCAAGAGCCACAAGGUGCACAAGAGCUCCUCUGACCACACCCAGACCUUUGCGUCACUGUUGCAUCACUCGCCAUUGAUCCAGAUGGGUCCGGCUAAGGACAAAAUAGUCAUCGGGAAAGUUUUCCACGUGGUUCAGGACGACCUGUACAUUGAUUUUGGUGGCAAGUUCCACUGCGUGUGCAAGCAACCCAAGACGGACGGUGAUAAAUAUCGGCGUGGGAGCCUUGUCCGGCUCAGGCUGGAGGACCUCGAGCUGACCUCGCGCUUCCUUGGUGCAACCACUGACUCUACGCUGCUCGAGGCUGACGCUACCCUCCUUGGACUGCUCGAAGGGAAAGAGGCCAAAGAGAAGGAGUAACUACAGUAUUAUAUGAGACUGUUAAAUGUUUGCUGCUGUUCUGUGAACAGAGAUCAAUAAAUUGUCUGAAUUUUUCAA